CAGUACCCUCCCCUCCGUAUGCCCAUCUGCAGUUACUUAUACAGUACCUCCCCCCUCCCUCUCCCUCGUUUCUUGGCGGGGUUGGGCUUACUUUGUUCAUGCUGCACAGGCGGAGACGGGCUGCUGCAUCCUACCCUAGCUGCCUAGGUACUCUACUGCCCACCUACCAUCCACCGACACCGAGUAGUGCGGCAUGUCUGCAUUUUGCCCUCCACCUCGUUCGCGUUCUUUCUUGUCAUCAUGGCUUUGCUGUUUGCUGCUGCGCCUUCCUUGAGUUGCUAAUUGAUCCGCCCCUUGUGACUUGCUACGAGAAUUCCCAGGCAACAGCUUGUUUGAGGUGGUGCGCUUGCAUCAACACCGCCGCCAUGGACGAUUAUAUGUUCAAGGCGAACGUGGAUCGCUGCAAGAAUGUUUCGGAGGCGACGACAUACCUCGAGCUCUUCUCAUACUCAGAUCCAAGCUUCAAUACGGUCGAGGAACAUCCACUGACACCAGACGAAUUUGAGAACUAUCUCAAUCGAAGGGGCGUAUUCGCUCCCCCGAAGCUUCCAGAUGGAGUGGUGCAGUUGGCGGGAAUGCGAUUAAUUCUCCAACAGAAUGCUCAACAUCCCGAAACCUUCACACCUCACGUUAUCAGUCUAAAGCCUGAAGUAUACAAGUCGAUGGUAGUAACGCUGAAUCUUCCAUACCGAGCAAUUGAGAGCACAAGUGCCGUUGGGCCAUUCUUCUGGGCCGCCUGGGAUCAGGAUGAAGAAAAUCCCCACCUUCAGAUUGUGUACCGUAAAAGUGACGUCAGAAAGAAAGGCUAUACUCGUGGCUGGGAACUUAUACUCUCUCAUAAUGUCAAUAAUGGAAUCACGACUGGCUUCGCUAAAGGAACGCCGUCCUCCGACAUCGUCGAAUGUAUUAAGCAUUUGAAAGAAUGCGUUCUACAAAUUGGACAUCCUAUGCUACUUCCGAUCAUCAUUUUCUCCCACGAUGUAUCCUUCAAAUCCGACAUCAAGCAGCGAGACGCACGUGAUUGGCUUAGGCGACUAGAACAUGCUGUUAGUAUGCGGAGCGAGAUCGAAGAAAGAGAAGGAUAUGUGAAGGAAGGAGUUGUAGAUCUUGACGCCGUCAACAGAGAUCUGGUAGAGUGUCAUAGCCAAGUACUAUGGAAACGACCAAAGGCAUAUCUCGAGAUCUUGAGCGGGAUUGAGGUAGCGAUGGACAAAUUCUACACAGCCUUACCUGAACCGAGACAGCAAAAGACUAUGAAAGCAUUGCAGGCUAGCAUGCAUGCAAGAAUGGAAUUUUAUAGGGUGAAGCUGCAGGGAAUUGAUAGCUACGCCCAUACGACUUUGCAACGCCUGGAGAUCCAGAGAAGUGCCUUAUACAAUAUCAUUGCUCAAAAGGAGAGCAAAUUGAAUUUUAAGAUGGCCGGUGAACAGCGCAAGCUCGCCCAUUCAAGCAAGAGAGAUUCCGCAGCUAUGAAAGUAAUAUCUCUUCUAGGUGCUUGUUUUUUGGUUUGGGCUUCUCUCUCCACCUAUACGCCUUGUACUGAUUUUAACAGCCAGGCGCUUAUCUCGCUUCCGUCUUCUCCAUGACCUUCUUCAAUUUCCAGGCAGACUCUGAUCAGCCUCAAGUCUCGAAUCAAUUCUGGAUCUACUGGGUAGUAACUUUACCAAUUACAGCGAUCAUUGUAGGGACUUGGUAUAUAUGGGAGAGGAAGAGAGAGGCGAGAUAUGAUCGGGAAGAUGCAGACCUGGAGAAGGGAAGUGAAGAUAUGGAAAGGACGAUCAUGGCUAUGAUGCGGAAACGCACUAUGAGCAAAGCCAGCACUUGGGAUACUGGUAACAAGAAGCAGGAGUGAGAUACUUGGAUCGGCAGUUCUGUUUGAUUCCUUAUUACAACUCUGAAUGAUGACGAUUGACGGUUAUGACUUUACGACGUACCCCACACACAUGGGAUGCACAGAACGGAAACUAAACGGAUAUUAAUUAAGAUAAAUGCACAGAACUUCCAGUCCACUGUACUCUACUCGAGUAGAACAAUCAAUACGUGCGGCCGGGAAGCUGCCUGUUUUUGGCAGAACCGUAAUUCCGCCUGAUGGCUGGAUAUCUCGCACAUAGUUGACAUAAAAGUUAUAAAAUAUAAUAAGGACAUUCAAGCAGGGUUCAAA
Molecule: messenger RNA, 2161 nt
Organism: Cadophora gregata
Lineage: Eukaryota; Fungi; Ascomycota; Leotiomycetes; Helotiales; Ploettnerulaceae
Exons: 6
Coding region: 99-1586 (495 amino acids)
Source: RefSeq, a predicted model, not a curated record